This is a messenger RNA of Pedinophyceae sp. YPF-701, 717 nucleotides long. NCBI's taxonomy places the organism in Eukaryota, Viridiplantae, Chlorophyta, Pedinophyceae. The record is from the annotation of a GenBank genome assembly.
AUGGCGCUGAACCCCGCGAGCAAGACGUUCUGGCGGGACCUCGCGCGGAAGGUGCCGCCGCGGACGGUUGCAGAGGUACAAGAGGAGUAUAACCGUGCUGUCAGGUCGCCUGACGCAGGGAAGGCGCGGCGCACGAAGUACGACGGGGCGCUGCGGGGCGAGGGCGGCGCGGAGGCGCUCACGGCGGCGGAGACGCGCGGGCUGCGGCGGUCGAAAGUCGCGCAGACGUUCCAGGCGAAGAAUGUGGCGCGGUCGGAGCAGUGGCGGCAGCGGGCGGCGAACGAGCGCGGCGCCGCGAAGCGUCUGCGCGUGGUGCCGGGGCGGGGGGUCGUUGAGGAGGACGCGUCGAGUGCGGAGGUGGAGGUGUCGGGGGGGGACAGCGGGAGCGAGGGGGGGAGUCAGGGUGAGACGGACAGGCGGUUGCGGGAGGGGAUGGCGGCGGCGGCGGUGGCGGACCGGAACAUAGAUAGGAUCGCGCGGCGGCGGCACGAGAACGCGAGGAGGGAGAGGGCGGCGGCCCAGGCCGGCGGCGGCGCAGGCGCGGUGCGGCCGGCGGCGAAGUUCAAGCCGGGCAGCACCGCGGCGGUCGUGAUGGCCGCGCUGCGGAACGCCGGGAAGGCGCGCGAGCAGUCGGAGGACGAGGACGACCGAGACGACUACUUCACGGACAACGAGUCGAGCCCUGACGCGGGGGAGGACACCUGGGGGGGGAGUUGA